GAAUCUGUGGCCCCUCCCCUGAGCCCGUCACCUCUAUAUAGAGGGGACAGAGCACAUCAGGCUCUCGGUCUGCCCAGCUGCUCGCAAACACCCGUCCGGACGCGCCUGCAUCUUCGGCUUUCCUCCUGGACCUCUGUGCCCUUUGAGCCAAAAUGGCACAGAAGAGCCAACUCAGCGACGAUGAGAAAUUCCUCUUUGUGGAUAAGAACAUCCUCAGCACCACAGUGGCCCAGGCCGACUGGUCGGCCAAGAAGCUGGUCUGGGUCCCUUCGGAGAAGCAUGGCUUCGAAGCCGCAAGCAUCAAGGAGGAGAAGGGGGACGAGGUGCUGGCCGAGCUGGCCGAGAACGGGAAGAAAGUGACCUUCAGCAAGGAUGACAUCCAGAAGAUGAACCCGCCCAAGUUCUCCAAGGUGGAGGACAUGGCCGAGCUCACCUGCCUCAACGAAGCCUCCGUCCUGCACAACCUCCGGGAGAGAUAUUUCUCGGGCCUCAUUUACACCUACUCAGGGCUUUUCUGCGUGGUGGUCAACCCUUACAAGCAGCUGCCCAUCUACUCGGAGAAGAUCGUGGACAUGUACAAGGGGAAGAAGCGCCACGAGAUGCCGCCCCACAUCUAUGCCAUUGCCGACACUGCCUACCGGAGCAUGUUGCAGGAUCGAGAGGAUCAAUCCAUCCUUUGCACGGGAGAAUCGGGCGCAGGCAAGACAGAAAACACCAAGAAAGUGAUUCAGUAUUUGGCCGUGGUCGCCUCCUCGCAUAAGGGUAAAAAAGACACCAGCAUCACGCAAGGCCCCAGUUUUGCUUACGGCGAGUUGGAAAAGCAGCUUCUCCAGGCCAAUCCCAUCCUGGAAGCUUUUGGAAACGCCAAAACUGUGAAGAAUGAUAACUCCUCCCGAUUCGGCAAAUUUAUCCGCAUCAACUUUGACGUGACGGGGUACAUCGUGGGAGCAAAUAUUGAAACCUAUUUGCUGGAAAAAUCUCGCGCUAUUCGGCAGGCCCGAGAGGAAAGGACCUUUCAUAUCUUUUACUAUUUACUUGCCGGAGCCAACGAACAAAUGAAGAUGGACCUCCUGCUGGAAGGCUUCAACAACUACACCUUCCUCUCCAACGGCUACGUGCCCAUCCCUUCUCAGCAGGACAGCGAAAUGUUCGAGGAGACCCUGGAAGCCAUGACUAUUAUGGGAUUCACGGAAGAAGAACAAGUUGCCAUGCUGAAAGUGGUCUCAUCGGUUCUCCAGCUGGGCAAUAUCGUCUUCAAGAAGGAGAGAAACACCGAUCAGGCAUCCAUGCCGGACAACACAGCUGCCCAAAAGGUUUGCCACCUCACGGGCAUCAACGUGACCGACUUCACACGGUGCAUCCUCACCCCGCGGAUCAAGGUUGGCCGAGACGUCGUUCAGAAGGCCCAGACCAAGGAACAGGCGGACUUUGCCAUAGAGGCCUUGGCCAAAGCCACCUACGAGCGCCUCUUCCGCUGGAUCCUCACCCGGGUCAACAAAGCCUUGGACAAGACCAAAAGGCAAGGCGCUUCCUUCUUGGGCAUCCUGGACAUUGCCGGCUUUGAGAUUUUCGAGAUCAACUCCUUCGAGCAGCUUUGCAUCAACUACACCAACGAGAAGCUGCAGCAGCUCUUCAACCACACCAUGUUCAUCCUGGAGCAGGAGGAGUACCAGCGCGAGGGCAUCGAGUGGAACUUCAUUGACUUCGGGCUGGACCUGCAGCCUUGCAUUGAGCUGAUCGAGAGGCCGAAUAACCCCCCUGGCGUCCUGGCCUUGCUGGACGAGGAAUGCUGGUUCCCAAAGGCCACCGACACCUCCUUUGUGGAGAAGCUGUGCACCGAGCAAGGAAACCACCCCAAGUUCCUGAGGCAGAAGCAGCUGAAGGACAAAACCGAGUUCUGCAUCGUCCACUACGCCGGAAAGGUGUCCUACAACGCCAGCGCCUGGCUGACCAAAAACAUGGACCCUCUGAAUGACAACGUGACAGCCCUCCUCAAUCAGUCUUCGGAGAAGUUUGUGGCAGAUCUCUGGAAAGAGGUGGACCGCAUUGUGGGCCUGGACCAGAUGGCCAAGAUGACCGAGAGCUCCCUGCCCAGCGCUUCCAAGACCAAGAAGGGCAUGUUCCGGACGGUGGGGCAGCUCUACAAGGAGCAGCUGACCAAGCUCAUGACCACCCUAAGGAACACCAACCCCAACUUCGUCCGCUGCAUCAUCCCAAACCACGAAGAGAAGAACCUGCUUCAGGAGCAGCUGCAGGCCGAGACCGAGCUCUAUGCGGAGGCCGAGGAGAUGCGGAUCCGCCUGGCUGCCAAGAAGCAGGAGCUGGAGGAGAUCCUGCACGAGAUGGAGGCCCGGAUCGAGGAGGAAGAGGAGCGUGGGCAGCAGCUGCAGACCGAGAAGAAGAAGCUGCAGCAGCAGAUGCUGGACCUGGAGGACCAGCUGGAGGAGGAAGAAGCUGCGAGGCAGAAGCUGCAGCUGGAGAAGGUCACUGCGGAAGGCAAAAUCAAGAAGAUGGAGGACGACAUCUCGGUCUUGGAAGACCAUAACAGCAAGCUCUCCAAGGAAAGGAAGCUCCUGGAGGAAAGAGUCAGCGAUUUGACGACAAACCUGGCUGAGGAGGAGGAGAAAGCCAAGAACUUGACCAAGCUGAAGAACAAGCACGAGUCCAUGAUUUCGGAACUGGAAGUCCGGCUGAAGAAGGAAGAGAAAUGCCGGCAAGAACUGGAGAAAAUGAAGAGGAAGCUGGAGGGGGACUCGAGCGACUUCCACGAACAGAUCGCUGACCUGCAGGCCCAGAUUGCUGAGCUGAAAAUGCAGCUGGCCAAGAAGGAGGAGGAGCUGCAAGCAGCCUUGGCCAGGUUGGAAGAUGAGAUCAGCCAGAAGAACAACGCGCUGAAAAAGAUCCGGGAGCUGGAAGCCCACAUCUCGGACCUGCAGGAGGACCUGGACUCUGAACGGGCCGCACGCAACAAGGCCGAGAAGCAGAAGCGGGACCUGGGCGAGGAGCUGGAGGCCCUCAAGACGGAGCUGGAAGACACCUUGGACAGCACGGCCACCCAGCAGGAGCUCAGGGCGAAGAGGGAGCAGGAGGUGACGGUCCUGAAGCGAGCGCUGGAGGAGGAGACGCGAGCCCACGAGGCCCAGGUGCAGGAGAUGCGCCAGAGGCACACGCAGGCCGUGGAGGAGCUGGCUGAGCAGCUGGAGCAGUUCAAGCGGGCCAAGGCCAACCUGGACAAGACCAAGCAGACGCUGGAGAAGGGCAACGCGGACCUGAGCAACGAGAUCCGGUCGCUCAACCAGGCCAAGCAGGAGGUGGAGAACAAGAAGAAGAAGCUGGAGGGGCAGGUCCAGGAGCUGCAGGCCAGGUUUGCCGAUGGGGAGAGAGUCCGGACGGAGCUCAACGAGAAAGUCCACAAACUGCAGGCAGAGGCGGAAAGCAUGGCGGUCCUCCUGAACGAAGCCGAGGGCAAGAGCAUCAAGCUGACCAAAGACGUGGUGACUCUCAGCUCCCAGCUGCAGGACACGCAGGAGCUGCUGCAGGAGGAAACGCGGCAGAAGCUCAACCUCUCCACCAAGCUUCGGCAAAUGGAGGACGAGAAGAACGGCCUGCAGGAGCAGCUGGAGGAAGAGCUGGAAGCCAAGCAGAACCUGGAGAGGCAGGUGGCAACCUUAAACGUGCAGCUCUCGGACUCCAAGAGGAAGACGCAGGAGUAUCUUGGCACCAUCGAAGCCAUGGAGGAAGGCAAGAAGAGGCUCCAGAAGGAGGUCGAGGGCCUCACCCAGCAGUUUGAGGAAAAAGCGGCUUCAUACGACAAACUGGAAAAAACCAAGAACCGGCUGCAGCAGGAGCUGGACGACCUCGUGGUUGACCUGGACAACCAACGUCAGAUGGUUUCCAACCUGGAGAAGAAGCAGAAGAAAUUUGACCAGAUGCUUGCGGAGGAGAAGAACAUCUCUUCCAAAUAUGCCGAGGAACGAGACCGAGCAGAAGCCGAGGCCAGAGAGAAGGAGACCAAAGCACUCUCACUGGCCCGAGCUCUGGAGGAGGCCCUGGAGGCCAAGGACGAGCUGGAGAGGACCAACAAAUUGCUGAGAGCAGAGAUGGAAGACCUCGUGAGCUCCAAGGACGAUGUUGGCAAAAACGCGCGGGAACGAGCCGGUGUCCUUCGGCCCCUCGCGCCGAUCGGGGGGUGCCGGUGGCGGCAGGCGGUCGGUCGAAAAUGCCGCCGAAGGCUCGGAGGAAGAGGGAGACCCCCGGGAUGCAAAUUUCAACGGCACAAAAUCCAGCGACUAACCAGCACACCCCCCCUCCGCCUCCACGCUUGCCCGUUUGACUGCUGCACCCGAAAAAGAAAAGGGGGGCCACUCUGGGUCUGUUCGCCUGUCCCAAAGCCACGCCCUCCCCGAUCACAGCUGCCUUUACUCCCCUGUAGACACUAGUUGGGCAGCUGCCCUUCUGCGAGGGCCACGCCCAUGUCCUGUCUGACCACACCAGAAGCGCUGCGUACCCCUGGGAGAGGAAGCCCCCUUGCC
Molecule: messenger RNA, 4532 nt
Organism: Thamnophis sirtalis
Lineage: Eukaryota; Metazoa; Chordata; Lepidosauria; Squamata; Natricidae
Source: RefSeq, a predicted model, not a curated record